Diaporthe amygdali is the source of this 756-nucleotide messenger RNA. RefSeq lists its product as uncharacterized. The record is from RefSeq and is a predicted model, not a curated record. The transcript has 4 exons. Gene Ontology annotation, molecular function: peroxidase activity. NCBI's taxonomy places the organism in Eukaryota, Fungi, Ascomycota, Sordariomycetes, Diaporthales, Diaporthaceae. Bases 1 to 756 code for a protein of 251 amino acids.
AUGAAGCUGACCAUCUUCCUCGCGGGGCUUGUCUCAGCCCAAAUACCUACUUUUGCCCCUCCUGGGCCUGAUGACGUCCGAGGUCCGUGUCCGGGUCUCAACACCUUGGCCAACCAUGGUCUAUUACCACGAAGUGGGAAGAACAUCACACAGGCCGACCUUGUCACCGCAAUGCGCCAGGGUGUGAACCAAGACGAGAGCAUUUCGGUCCUGCUCUUCCGGGCAGCAGCACAGACAAACCCGAGCAAAGACAAUGUGACAUUUUCCUUGCCUGAUCUCGGCAGCCACAACAUUCUGGAGCACGAUGCUAGCUUGAGUCGUCAAGAUGCCUUCUUCGGUGACCCGAAUCCCUUCAACCAGACGAUCUUCGACGAAACACUCGCGCAGUGGACGGAGGAUACGAUCAGCGUUAACACAUCCGCAAAAGGCCGGGCCGCUCGCAUCCGCACAUCCAACGCGACUAAUCCUGAGUUUGGCCUGUCUCGGCUUGCCCAAGCGUUCACUACUGGCGAGUCCGUGGCGUUCAUCAUGGUCUUCGGAGAUGUGCAGACUGGCGUUGCUCCCAAGGCUCCUGUGCAAUUCUUUUUCGAGAAGGAGCAGUUUCCUCCAGGCUACGCACCGCCGGCAAAUGUGGUGACAAAUACAAAUUUGCAAGACCUGUCUCAAAGACUCGGCCAAGCCCUGGUGGCGGAAGGUGUCAAUAUUAGCACUUUGGCAAGACCAAGGCGACGAGAUGUUCAUGGCGGGUUCUGGUGA